Molecule: messenger RNA, 575 nt
Organism: Lycium ferocissimum
Lineage: Eukaryota; Viridiplantae; Streptophyta; Magnoliopsida; Solanales; Solanaceae
Product: protein SRC1-like
Exons: 1
Coding region: 29-301 (90 amino acids)
Source: RefSeq, a predicted model, not a curated record
CAUUAAAGUGAUAACUUGAAUCGCAAAAAUGUCAGGAAUAGUGCACAAGAUAGAGGAGAAACUCCACAUGGGGGGAGACCCCAAGGACGACGAUAAGAGGAAAGAGAAGGGCGAGGGACACAAGGAUAACAUGAAGGAGAAGGGGGAGGGGCAUAGGGAGAGGAUCAAAGAGAAGCUACAUGGCGAAGAUCAUGAUCACAAGGAUGGAGAGGAGAAGAAGAAGAAGAAGAAGAAGGACAAGAAGGAGAAGAAGCAUGGCGAUGACAGCAGCAGUAGCAGCACCGGUAGCGACAGUGACUAGAUCUUAUCCCACCCAAGGACUCAUAUCCAUCUAUAUAUCCAUCCUUUCGCUCCUGGGUAUAUUUUGGGUUUUUGAUUCCUUAAUUCAUUCAUUUAGUAUUCCGUAUGUUACUAAGAAUGAAAUUUAAUAAAGAAAUGAACACUAUAGGCACAUACUAAUAAUAUUAUUUGAACUUGUGAUUUGAAAUAUGACAUGAUAUUUUUAUAUAUGAUCAUAAUAACAUGUCAUUGAGGAUACAAUGAAAACUCUAAUAUUGAAUACUAUCAAAUUUGAA